UAUAGUGGUUUCGUUUUACAGUGCGGCCGUAAGAAGCGACAGGCUAGCAGAGUAGCAGAACCUGUUCGUAGCUAUGAUCGCAGAUGUAAUAACGAACAGCUGAGGGAGAUUAUCCUAAAUGGAAUCAGGGAAAAUCCGGACAAAGCCAUCUCUCUCAUCCACUCAGAGGCGCGAGCCAAACUCGGCGGCAGCUGGGCUGUGGUGUGUGCAUCAGAACCAAUGUCAUUCAUCACGCAAAGUCAACAAUACUGCCUAGAUGGACACGGUGUCACGUGGUGUAAUGCUUUUCUGGUGGAUUAA
Molecule: messenger RNA, 300 nt
Organism: Cooperia oncophora
Lineage: Eukaryota; Metazoa; Nematoda; Chromadorea; Rhabditida; Trichostrongylidae
Source: the annotation of a GenBank genome assembly